AUGGAAGAUUCGCGAUUCCGCCCUCAGCAGGCGCCGAGGAGCGAGCCGCCCGUCAACCCGCUUGUCUCACCUGCUCGCGGUGCCGCUCGUAUCCCUCAACAGCAACAGCAGCAGCCGUCGAGCCACGACUUGCGCUCCUCCUUACCUCGCCGCUUCACCACCGACUCGGGCCGUGUGCCAACUCUCUCUUCAAUGAGCUCCUUAACCUCUCCACCCCGUAGGGCCGACAUCCCUCAAGACUAUAACGGAUCCCAAGAAUAUAAUAAUACGCUACAUAGGGUCCAAUUGAUUGAGAAGAAGCGGUUAGAAUAUGAGAGGAUUCGAGAACAGAGACGGCUCUUUGAGAUCGAGAUGCACGCAUUAGACCAGAAACAGCGACGAGAGGCGCUGGAAUUGGUGCGAAUGGAAGAAGAGAUGAAUCGAUUCGCCGGGCACCAAUCUGAGCCGACAACCCCUCCCGAAUAUCGAAACACCAACAACGGCUUUCCUUCCAUCUUCUCGCGGCCGAAUCGCUUCUCGACUUCGAGCAUAACUUCUCCCCCGGGCUUAUUUGGCCGACCAGCUCGCUCCGGUUCGCUAUUGGACUCUCCUGUCCACGGCACCAGCUCGCUCCAGCAGUCAUACGGGCUAGAUGAUGCCCAAGUGCCAUCGCGAUCUGUUCCUAUUACGCGCCGCAACAGCGAUGACGAUGAUAAAGAGGACGCUGUUCGUCAAGACCCGAGCAGUCAGCGGUCUACAAACUCGUAA
Trichoderma asperellum CBS 433.97 is the source of this 747-nucleotide messenger RNA. The record is from RefSeq and is a predicted model, not a curated record. NCBI's taxonomy places the organism in Eukaryota, Fungi, Ascomycota, Sordariomycetes, Hypocreales, Hypocreaceae.